Molecule: messenger RNA, 983 nt
Organism: Monomorium pharaonis (pharaoh ant)
Lineage: Eukaryota; Metazoa; Arthropoda; Insecta; Hymenoptera; Formicidae
Product: tctex1 domain-containing protein 2-like
Exons: 5
Coding region: 16-615 (199 amino acids)
Biological process (GO): microtubule-based movement
Cellular component (GO): cytoplasmic dynein complex; cytoplasm
Molecular function (GO): dynein intermediate chain binding
Source: RefSeq, a predicted model, not a curated record
ACCUAAGACGACGCGAUGAUCGCUAUCAGGUUCUUCUCUGCUUUUAGGUAUUACAAGACAACUCAAUGUUUUGAUUUUACUGAACAUGUCCAUCGAUUGAUAGUGUUGCCAUUGGUUGCCAUUGUAGAGGCAAAACGAAUGCAACAUUCUGUGAAACAUAACCCCGUACAAGAAGUGGAUAUAGCACAGGAAGAGGAAGAGAAGAAACAUGUGAAUUUGGAAAUUCUCGAAGAGGUUGAGCCCGUUGAGGAGACAGCUCAACAACCAGUUUAUCAAAUUCGACCGCAUCUUCAUGAAAAGUUUAAGCCUCUAAGUGCAAAGGAGAUAAUACAUGAUGUGUUAUUUGAUCAACUUGCUACAAAAUCAUAUGACGCACAGGCAGCUGCUCAAUGGACCAAAGAUAUAGCAGAUAUUAUUGAAAGAAAAAUUAAAGAAUUACAGUUUAAAAGGUAUAAAUAUAUUGUCAAUGUGAUUUUGGGACAGCAACACGGUGCUGGUGUAAAAAUAGGUACAAGAUGUAUUUGGGAUGCAGAAGCUGAUACAUAUGCCUACGAUAAUUUCAUCAAUGAUACUAUAUUUUGCGUGGCUAUAGUAUAUGCAGUUUAUUUUUAUUAAAUGUUUUAAUUUUUACACAACAUUUUUGUCCCGCAAAGGUAUCUACAUGGACAAAACUCAUGAAUAGAAAAGUAUUGUUUAGAAACAUCAGUAAAUUUAUUAAAGUACAAUCUAUUAUUACCAUACAUAUUGAUACAUAUGCUUCGCAAUGUUAUAUGUAAUGAUAUAACACAAUUUUUACAUAUAAUUACACCAAGAAUUACACAUAAUAUUUAAAUAUAUAUUUAUUCAUGUACCUACAAUGUUAUGUGCAUGAUUGCGUUCGCAAUAUUUUUCAUUUCACAUAGUUCUUUUUUAUGUACUAAAAUUAUUAUAGCACCAUAAUUCACGGUAGUAUUGUAUGAUUAAAAUUGAUUUAUCCUACUUGU